Molecule: messenger RNA, 1710 nt
Organism: Rhododendron vialii
Lineage: Eukaryota; Viridiplantae; Streptophyta; Magnoliopsida; Ericales; Ericaceae
Product: rust resistance kinase Lr10-like
Exons: 1
Coding region: 321-1388 (355 amino acids)
Biological process (GO): protein phosphorylation
Molecular function (GO): protein kinase activity; ATP binding
Source: RefSeq, a predicted model, not a curated record
CAUAAAAUCUCAACCCAACCCAACCCAACCCUAUAAGCUUAAACACAAAUCCCAAACCCUAAAAAAGAGGGCUAGGCUGGGCGGGCUACUAGACGAUGUACAUCCUUAUCCACUAAGUACUCUCCACAAGUCGUGGCACUACUGCUUGCUAGUGCCAUCAAACAACGGGCCCUAGAUAGUAGUCAGACUGAAGCUUUAAACACCAUUUUCAGCACAUAAAGAAAAAAUAUAACGGGUCUUCUCUAUCUUUCACAGGUCCUGACUGGGAGAUUGCAUGUGAAACUUUAGGCUCAUUUUUGCUUCUUGUAAUCUUCAUUGCAAUGUAUUGGUUCUAUAGACAAAAGAAAAUAAAGAGAAAGGAUCAUCUAAAGAUUGAGAGGUUCUUGGAGGAUUAUAGAGCUUUGAAGCCGGCAAGAUACUCUUAUGCCGAUAUUAAGAAAAUUACAAACCAAUUCAAGGACAAAGUAGGCCAAGGAGGAUAUGGAAUAGUAUACAGGGGACAACUUUCCAAUGAUGUUUAUGUUGCGGUUAAGAUCCUCAAUAGCACUAACGGAAAUGGAGAAGAGUUCAUCAACGAAGUGGGAAUAAUUGGUACAAUCCACCACAUCAAUGUGGUUCGCCUGGUUGGAUAUUGUGCCGACGGAUUCAGAAGAGCACUUAUUUACGAGUUCUUACCAAAUGAUUCGUUGGAAAAGUUUGCAUCAUCUGAUCGCGACAAGCGUUUACUUGGUUGGAAAAAGCUGCUAGAAAUUGCUAUGGGCAUAGCCAAAGGAAUUGAGUAUCUUCACCAAGGAUGUGACCAACAAAUCCUUCAUUUCGAUAUUAAACCACAUAACAUCUUGUUGGACGAGAACUUGAAUCCGAAGAUAACAGAUUUUGGUCUAGCUAAAUUGUGUUCUAAGGAACAAAGUGUUGUAUCCAUGACUACUGCUCGCGGUACCAUUGGCUAUAUUGCACCAGAAGUGUUCUCAAGGAACUUCGGGAAUGUGUCAUACAAAUCAGAUAUUUAUAGUUUCGGAAUGUUGUUGCUUGAAAUGGUAGGAGGAAAAAAGAAUUUCGAUGUAAUGGUCAAUAGCACUAACCAAAUUUAUUUUCCCGAAUGGAUUUACAAUCGUUUGGAUAGUGGAGAAGAGCUAGGAAUUCAUAUUCAAGAUGAAGGAGAUGCCAAGAUUGCAAAAAAGUUGGCAAUCGUAGGACUUUGGUGCAUUCAAUGGUAUCCAGUUGACAGGCCUCCAAUGCAUGGUGUGAUUCAAAUGUUGGAAGGAGAUGAAGACACUCUGAUCAAGCCUCCCAAUCCAUUUGCCUCUACAAAUCCAACUUUGGCCACGGGUCAAGCGAGUGGAAGGCCUUUUAACAGUGAGUUGGAAGUUAUUGUUGAAUCCGAGUGAGAAAGAUAAAACCACUAUCUUUAUCAUCAAUUGAUACGUGACACCGUGAGAUAUUAAUUUACCGAUCUAUAGCCUUACCAUAGAGCUUCUGUUGUGCUUUGAGUAAGUGAUUUGCCUCCAAUGUACUGGUAUUAGAAGAUCACGCCCAAUUCGUAACGUUACUUUUAUCGUCUUUUCUAGAGUUAUUGAUGGGAUUUCUAUCCCUUUGUUGUAGUCCAUGGUAGCUAAGAAACAUUUUGUACCGUAACAAAAACUAAGACUUUUGCAGAUUAAAGCUUGUGGUAUAGUUGUUUGGAAAUUUACUGGAAAUAUUGCUGAUAAA